Messenger RNA from Exophiala viscosa, 2204 nucleotides. RefSeq lists its product as uncharacterized. The coding region runs from base 389 to 1885 and encodes 498 amino acids. Lineage: Eukaryota; Fungi; Ascomycota; Eurotiomycetes; Chaetothyriales; Herpotrichiellaceae. The record is from RefSeq and is a predicted model, not a curated record. The transcript has 2 exons.
GCUACUGAAAGGCUGGGUAGUGAUGCGCCGCUGCAGGUGCGCCAUCAACCUGCAUGACCAGCCACAUGGAUUCAUGAACAACCACUCCUUCAGCCGUGCACUUGGUGCUCUUUCGACAUUUUUUCUCUUUCAUCACCCCAGGACGCAUUGACGCUGUCAGAUCUUAUUUCCGCCACCCAUUGCAGCUUCCCCAGACGUACGAUAUCACAGUCGUUCAUACUCGAUAGCCUCGGCUCAAGAAAGUAAACAAAAGCGACUGUCGAUCUGCUUCCUCAGACUCAGAAACAGCAACACAGCUACUGCAGGGCCAGAAGUACGAUUCGCAGGGCGCGCACUUCUCUUCGAUGAGCAUCCGGGUUCGCCCUUCGCCAUAAAACCCGGCGCAACCAUGUCCUACCAAUAUACUGUUACCGAGCGCAGGCGGAGGACGACCAACAGUGGUGGCUAUGGAUACUCCGGCAGCAGGUCAACCUUUGGCUACUGGGUGCCCCUUGCCCUCACGGUGACAGCUGCCACAAUCGGUCUUGCAGCUUGGGUAUGGAGCGAGCGGCGCGACGACGAGGAGGAUUCAAGUGAGGAUGAACAUUUCCAAGGUGGCAUGCCGCAUUCGAGUUAUGCAAGCAUGAGCGGGGCUUUACCUACUGGACCACCACCUCCUGGCGGAUUUCAAGAUCCUCCGGGCCCUGGACCUGAAGAGUUCCCGGAGGGCCCUAUGAUGCCUGGUCCCAAUCAACCUGGAGGCUUUCAAGGGCCACCUCCUCCGGGUGGGUUCCCUGGCCCAGGGACUGGCGGCUUUCGUGAAGGCGACACAGAUUUUCAAGCAUCUCGCUCCACAGCAGUAGAAGAGCAACAGGAAACUGGCUUGGUGGCCAGGAUGUCGAGUGCUCUAGGAAUUGGCAGAUCGAGUACUCCAUCUCAAGGAGGUACGAAUCAAUCUUAUGAUUGGGCGAACAAGCCUUUCGCUUCUGGCGUUGCAGCAGCCGGUGCAAUGGUUGGUGCUGCCAUCAGCUCGCUGAAAGGUGAGGGUGAGGGGUAUGAAGAUCAUGAAAGAUGGAGCGAAGAAGUCGAACAACGAGACAACGACAGAGAGGUCAAACAAGGUAUCCGAAGGCGAGGGACAGCCGACGAGUUUUUCUCAGGAGAUAUUGAAAUCCCUAAAUCUUCGUCACUUGCACGCCAAAAGAGGAAGACCGUGGCUGUCGUCGUUUCAGCAGUCGGCAUUGGGGCAGAUGGUCGGUCGGACUUUGGGGAUCACGCUUCAAUUCUUUCACAUCUACCGGAAUAUGUUGAUCUUGACUCGACAAGAGUGUUUGUUUUGAUCUAUGCACCUGACUUGAAAUCAUACCCGAUGACACCUAGAAGGCCUUCACAAUCCAUGACAUCCUCAUUCUCGAAUAUCAGCCAGGCAGACGCUCAUACACCGGCUCAAACUCCGGGAGGAUUUCCCUCUGGCGGAGACGACGGCAUUCUGGCGCAAGUCGAUCCAAAGCCAGUUGAGGAAUCUAUAUCCUACAAAGUCCUCCACGACCAAGCCGUGGCAUUGGUGGACAGAGAAACCAUGAUUCUGCCCUUUACCUCUUCGAGAGGCCACAAACACAUUCUUCGCAGCCUUGCUCCGGAAUUAGUAUACAUCCAAGAAUCUCUCUGUGGACCAGAUGGUGAUCUAGUAUCUGAUUUAUCAGGCUGGGUUCGUCAGACGGUCGUUGUCAUUGGAGAUGAGGGUGGUCACGGUGGUCUGGUCGAUACGGACGACGAAUCAGUCACCCAUAAGUCAGAGACGUGGUGGCAAAAAGAGGAGCGCACUGGUCUCGGAAAACGUGUCGCAGUUGUUGAAAGCUUGAAGAUUGGAGAAGACUGGGAAAGGCGUGUUAAUGACCGAGAUUAGUGGUGCUUUGGAAGCACGCUUUGAUGUCUCUUCAGCGACGGCUGGCUUUGUUGAUGACAGCCAGCUUGAGGCCUUUAUAAUGUCGACCAUGGUCAAUUGUAUGUAUAGCGAUUCAUGUACUAGUGACACCAGAUUGCACCACAUUCUCGUAAUCGAGGCACUCCUUCACAAUCAUAGCCUGUCAAAAGCACUGUGCUUGCUGGGUUAACACAUCGAGGGCUCGUCUCCUGACGUCAAGAUACAUUCUAGAAACCUUUGCGCAUGACAUACCCAGGUGAAUAUUGACUACGUCCAGGGAAUUUUGUUCGCAUUUUGUGAA